AUAUCAGUGCUCCAAAAAGCCACCCCUUAAUAGGACAAAAAUGCGGCAUAGCAGCUAAAGCUCCAGAUCUUCGUAUAAUAGGCGGUAGAGAAGCUAAAAGAGGAAGCUGGCCGUGGCAGGUCGCCAUCUUGAACAAACACAGAGAACCUUUCUGUGGAGGAACAUUACUAGCAAAAUCAUGGAUUUUGACUGCUGCCCACUGUGUACGCAGGAAGUUAUUGAUCAGAAUCGGGGAACAUGAUCUCAUGUCUGAUGAAGGUACAGAACAAGAGAGUAGAGUCAUAGAUUCUUUCAUCCACCCAGAUUAUGAUGCAGAUACUGUGAACAAUGACAUCGCCUUGCUGAAAGUGAAGCAUCCUUUCUCCUUAAACAACUUUGUACAGCCUGCUUGUUUACCUUCCUCGACAGACGAACUGGAGACUGACACAAGAGCAAUCAUACUUGGAUGGGGAAAAAGGAAAGAUACUGCGUUUUUUGGGACAGACCAUUUACAUCAAGCAGAAGUACCGAUAGUUUCCUCGGAAGACUGCCGCGAAAAUUACGAAAAUUAUCAUAUUAGUGGCAACAUGAUGUGUGCCGGUUUCAAGCAGGGAAGAGUGGAUUCUUGCGCCGGAGACAGUGGAGGACCGUUACUGUACCAAAAAAAUGGUAAAUGGACAAUAUAUGGAAUUACAAGUUUUGGUGAAGGCUGUGGGCAAAAAGGGAAAUAUGGAAUAUAUGCCAAAGUCGCAAAAUUUGUCCGGUGGAUAAAAAAAACGAUAGGAAGGAAUUCAUGAAGAAAUAAUUCGUACUGGUGAUGAGCUGUUAAAUGGGACUCGAUGCAAUAGAAAUAUUUUAAUCUGUAUCUCAAAAAGAGCAGAAAACGGAUGCGUGAGAUUAGCAUCAAUUAUUGAGCAAGAAUUGGGCAAUGCAGAGUUUAUGAAGAUUUCUUCAAAUAUUUUACAUUUUAUGAAUAAAUUUAUUAGGGACAUUUUCGAAGCUAAAUAAGGUAUGCCAUUUUUCAGUGAUUCAACACCUGAAAGAAUUUUAAAAUAUAUGAAUACACUCGACGUAUAUGGAUUCUCAUUAUAUUUAUAAGAUUUUGUUGUGUAUGUUAAUUCUUAGUGUAGUCAUUUUUUUAAUCUAGUAUAUUAAUAUUAAUGAAUUACAUAGUGCCUUUAUGAAGUUUUAGGACUACGUUCGUGCAAGACCAAAAGUUGGGAAAGCUGCAGUUUUACUUAAAUUCUAUGAAUCUGCGGUCAGUGAUAAUUAUCGCCCUUUUCUUAAAUUCUAUGAAUCUGCGGUCAGUGAUAAUUAUUAUUAAUAAUCUGCGGUCAGUGAUAUUAUUAUUAUUUAUUUUUUAAUCAUAUUGUUUCUUCAAAAUACAAUUAAGUCUAUGCUUUGCUUGGCACGUUCAUACAGCUUCUUUAAUUCCUUCCAGGAACUCAUCUUCUGUAUACUCUCUGUUUAUGCUUUUUUCAACCCCUUCAAGGAUAUAAAUGUGACGCGACUUUUGUGAUAAGACUUCAUUUCAGGGAAAAGAAAGAAGUCUGGAAGGGUGAUCUGGUGAAAUAACGAGCGAUUGAAGAACUUGUGAUACUUUAUUUACUGAUAUGUUUAUUAGAAUCUGCUUGACGGAAAUAGAGUUAUGUGAGGGUCGCAUUGUUAUGCUGAGGAAUCCAGUUUCUGUUUGAUUUUUUUUUCGACCUUAAGCACCGAAUUCUCUUUGAAAGUCUCUUUAUUACAAUAAUUUCAAGACCAAAUUCCUUGAGAAAUAUACUUUUCCAAACAAACAAUCACCAAUAUUACUUUUACUCGAGAAUUCUGAAACCGAAUUUCUGCGGGACCAUAACCUUUCCAGCCCAAACACAUGAUUGCCACUUUAUCAAAUAUUCAUAAGCACAAGUUCCAAGUUUCAUCUUGAUUCUUUGUUUAAAAACGUCGUUUUAAACAUUUGAUUUUUGACGUUUGUUUUAAAACGUCAAGAUUAAUAGCUUCCAUUUAGAUUAAAUCAUGGCAUGCAUAAAUUCGAUGCUUCUUCUGUUCUACACUCCGUGCAAAACACAGACAAAAACCAAAACACAUUUUUCGUAUGAUAAUUUUGUGAGCAGUAUCUUUCACGACGCUAAAAUUUAUCUGUUAUUUUUUGAAGGGACAGAGCACAGUUUUUGAGCUACAAGUGUUGAUCGCUUUCGAUGCUCUCGUCCGUUCGAGAAUGCAAAAGAGGAUCAUUCCUAGGUUCAUCAUUAGUAUCUUCAGGUCAAUCAUGAAAUCGUACCUACCAAUGAGAAACAUUGGAAAUAUUAACGCAUCACAUUUCAAAAGACAAAACUGCUAUUUUUUCCACUUUACAAGAACAUUUUGUUGCUGUUCUUUGCUCAGCUUUUGAAUUCGUGACAACAGAUAUUCACUGGAUCAUAGCACUCUGAAAAUUCUGUCCAUAAGCAGACGAUAGCAUUGUGUUCAUAAGCAAACAAAAGCAACUUCAAUUGCAGUAGCAAUAAACGCUGUUUAUGCAUCUUUUGCUAAUGUUUGCUGAAAUUUCUUUAAAAAAAUAGGCCAGAAACUUCAUAGAGCACUAUUACUAUUUAAACACUCAUAAUUUAGUGUAGUAUAAUUCUAUAUAUCAAUACAGCAAGAUUAUUUUAUUUUACCUUUUAAUCUCGAAAUUUUUCAUUUCUCUUUCUUUUUUAUCUUUCAAAGUUUUCUGAUUUAAUACCAUAUUUUAAUUCACCAUCUUUAAAUAUGGAAGAAAGAAAAUUUUAAGUGUUUGCAAGAGCAUAUUACAGUAGAUUUCAAGCAUAAAUUGAUUUACUCAAAUUUUAAGCCAUAAACUAUUUCGUUAAUGAUAAAUUAGCCUUUUGUAAAAAUUUUAUUUAGCAAAAAGUAUAAAAAUUUUCCCCAUUCAAUUUAUUUUUUAAUCAUAUUGUUUCUGUGUUUUAUUUUACUACAUGAUUUUAAAGUUUUAUUCAUAUUAUCUUGUAAGAAUUUCAGAAAUAAUUUAAGGACGGCAAAUGUAAUAUUUUACCAAAUUAAAGAAUUGUCUCUGUGCACCUUAAUAAUAUCAUUUGUGAGAAAAUGAUUGUUCAGACUGUCUACUGGUUAUUGUUCAAGGAAAAGACGGAGGAUUUCAUUUAGACAAAACUGCAUUAUUUUAUACAAUUAGAGGAAUUGCUUCUAUCAUAAUUAAAAUGUCCCGAUUUUCACUAAAGAAGUUUAUUUACAAUUGAAUUAGUUGAAAUUUUAAAUUAUAAGUCGAUUCAAUCGUAACUUUUUUCUCAUUUUAAAUCUUGGAAACUUAAAAAUUUAAAAAAGAUAAGCACAUAGAUGGAUAGAUAACAAUAGCUUUUAAAAUCGAUAGCAGCUCUUAAUAGUCGAUAGCUCUUAAAAUAGCAAUCUACUCAUCAAAGCUGCUUUUCUUGUUAUUUAAAUUCCAAUAUACAGUCGACUCCCUUUAAUUAGGGCACAUAUACGGACAAAAAUAGUUAGACAUUGCGGCUAAUAUUGCAAUGAAAAUUACCUUUCCAUCUUACUGAAAUAGAUGCAUUGGAAACAGUUACUAAAAUGUCUGGAGAUUGAAUUUGUCUACCGAGACGUAAGAGAAAGAAGGUAAGACCAUUCUCUCGUUAGAAAGAAGCAUCAGAUGCAUUGAAAGAUUUUCAAGAGAUGUAAACCAUCCUGUAACAAAUGAUGAAUGAAACUACGCAGCCACAAACAGAUAAUUCCAGUGUAGUGAAGAACAAAGAGAAAUGAAUUAAAAUAAACCGUUUUCGACACUAACUGUAAUCUUUACCGUCGAUGUAAUAUAAUUCUAUAUAUCAGGGAUGGCCAAACUUCAUGUCAGUAAGAGCCGAACGUUGAAAUUCAGGAAAGUUCGAGCCUCGACUAGAUUUUAUAAAAGCCGCAAGUCCGUAUUUAUGUUCUUUUAAAAGCAGUGAAACAGGUUUCAAACGGAAAGAAAUAGCUGAUUCUAAGCAAUUAUUUAAUGACAGUUUGCCUUCAGCAUGUGAUGAUGCGUCGAAGACAACGCGAAAUUUUGCGGUUCUUACAGAUUCUCGAAAUUUUCUAAGAAACUUCUAAUAAUCUUCUGAAACUGUCAUCAGGUUUGCUAAAAAUUUCCAAAGCUUCCAGUUGCCAUAAAGUUUUCAACAUUUCGGAUGCCAAAUUAACUUCUAAAUUACUUUUAAAUUGUUUCAAAUUCUGUAUGAUAUUAGAUGUUUCUUAUGCAUUACAUGCGUUUUCUUUUCCGCUCAUAGAUUAUCCCUGUUUAGGUUUUACCGCUGCUAUUGAUUCAGAUAUUCGGCAGAUCCUUUCUGUAUCCAUUCAUAGAGCUUCCACAAGCAAAUUUUUAAAGAUUUUCUCUUAGGGAUUUCACUUUUAUAGAUUUUCUUCGCAAAAUUGUUUGAUAGAAUCAAAAAAAGUUUUUAUUUUAUUUUAUUUUACCUUUGUUAAUAACGCUAUUAAGUUUCUUAAUUAACAAGAUAUGAAAUAAAAUAAUUAAGCUUUGAUACUGAUCAGUUUAAGUUUGCUAAUAACUCUCAAAGCAACGAAAUAAAGGAAUUAAUUUCUUUUGCGAACAGAGUAGUUUUAGUUGACCCUAUUUCAUACGCAUAUUUUAACUGAAUAACAGUUGCACUAUUCGCUUUCGAGAGUCGCACAUGAUUCGCAAGCCAUGCUAUGGCCACCCCUGCUAUAUAUCGAUGAAAUUUUUACCGCACUUCAUUAUACCCAUUUGUUCGAUUUUUUUUUUCAUAAAUUUUUGAAAUCCUUGCAUAUUUUUAUUGCAACUGUCAGAGCUGUAAUAUGAAAGCCCUCUUUUCCUUGAAAAAUACACCUAAAUUUCAUGGUUAACCGUGUUUUAUUACUAAGAAUACAAUAAAAUAUCAUAGCUGAGAAAAGUUUUAUACAUAAAAUUUUAAUUUGUGUUAUAAACAUGCAUGCAUUUGUCAGUACUGUCUGUAAGAACUUUUAUGAGAAGAUUUCUGGAAAAUAGUAUGUCACAUACUUUUAUUAAAUAGUUAGUGACUAAUAACAUAAUUUAUUUAGGAAACGGUUCUCUUUCUAAACGCUCUCUUCUUCCUGAAGUGUGGUCGUCUGAUCACUAUAGAAUAUUAGAGCUUCCUUCAAAUCUCUCGUUCAAGUUCACAUUUAUCAUAAUCAUUUAAUAAAACUAUAAAAAGACAUCUUUAUGGAAAUGAAAAUUCGAGAAGUAAAUUUUUAAACGUUCGAUUACCUUUAAUUAUUAUGAUAAUUUUAUUUGCUGGAAAUCCAAGUGCCGGGAAGGCGGUAACUUCUAUGAACUCUAACUAAAUCAAUUGAAUGGCUUGUUACCAGAAAUAAGCUUAGAAAAUUCUCGUCAUUUAACAAUUACAAUCCACAUAAAGAUUUUACCUAAAGAGUGAGCAUGUUAACUGCAUUCGUCUUUGCUUUAGUUACAUUAAAAACAGAACUCUCGAAUGAUAUAAUCAAAAAAAAAGGGGGGGACUCAUUCAGCUUAGUAAGAAAAUAGAUGUGACUACACAUUUACCUAUUAUAUACUAACACUUAAAAGAACGAAUCCUUGUCUGCCGUUGCCAGCUUCAUUAUACAAUUUAAAAAUUUAAAAAAUCACUAUUUAUUUUACUAUAUUUAGACUAUUUUGUUUAGUUCACGCUAUAUAAGCAUCAUUAUUUAGCAUUAAUUUGAAAUUUUAUGAAGCUAUUUUCUCUAUUCAGAAUAAAUUCAGUGAUGUUAACAAUAGUAUAUUUUAAUUCAAAAAAUUAUUUAUGUAGCAAUGAAAAUAUGUUUAAGUAGUUUGUGUAGUAUGUUAAUUAAUAAUAUGCCAAUAUCUGAUAUUCCCGUUUAUGUGUUUGUUGUAAAUAUGGACAACCAUCAAUAUUUUGGAAAGAAAAAUUUUCCUCAAGGCAUUGCAAAUCAGAAAAAGAUAGGUCUGUAAUAAACUGGAAAGAUAUAAUUUGUGCUUUGUAUUCACUUUCUUGAUGUUGUAAUGUGAAAUUGUAAAAAAACAGAAAACAAAAAAAAAUAUAUAUAUAUAUAUAUAAGUGAUUUUUUAUUAACUGGAGAAAAUUAAUUGUUGUUGUUAUAUGCAUUUAAUGAUAUAGUUUGUUUGCGCUGUUGACUGUGUCUUACAUUAAGACUUUUUAUUGUUGCAAAUGAAUUAAAUUUAUUA
Molecule: messenger RNA, 6148 nt
Organism: Stegodyphus dumicola
Lineage: Eukaryota; Metazoa; Arthropoda; Arachnida; Araneae; Eresidae
Product: trypsin-3-like
Biological process (GO): proteolysis; blood coagulation
Molecular function (GO): calcium ion binding; serine-type endopeptidase activity
Source: RefSeq, a predicted model, not a curated record